Neltuma alba is the source of this 1036-nucleotide messenger RNA. Its product is annotated as E3 ubiquitin-protein ligase WAV3-like. The annotation marks the transcript as partial. The record is from RefSeq and is a predicted model, not a curated record. Lineage: Eukaryota; Viridiplantae; Streptophyta; Magnoliopsida; Fabales; Fabaceae. The transcript has 2 exons.
AAACUAGAAUGGUCAUUCAAUUCAGGCUGAUGAUAAAGCAGGGGCAGUUUCGACUUCGAAGUUGGUGAAAUAUUAUAAUGAGAAAGAAACCUUCAAAAAAACUGCUUAUUCAAUGACAAUUGGGCGGAAGAUGCAGCAAUAUUGCUUCCAUCUUCUUCACUCCCAUUCCAUGGCCCUCCCCAUACCAUGUUUCCUCCUUGGUUCAGAUUCCUUCAAAUCUUUCCUGCGUUUCCAUUCAAGUUUUCCAGCUUAAAGAUCUGAUUGUCUACCCUUCUGGACCGACAUGGGAAGCAAAUGGAGAAAAGUGAAGCUUGCUCUUGGAAUGAAUAUGUGCGUUUAUGUUCCAAGAGCUUUAGAUGAUUCCUCUUCUCCCCUCAACUCCGUCGCCAGAGCUUCAGAUGCUCACUCCCGCUCUAGUGUUUCGCCGGCCGAUCAUAGCUCCGGUUACCGCCCAAUGACCCCGACGCCGUCUUCCUCCGGACUCCGACUUCCCAGUAACGGAACCAAAUCUCCCAAGGGGACAUGCGCAAUAUGCCUAACUGCGAUGAAACCAGGGCUGGGGCACGCCAUUUUUACUGCAGAAUGCUCUCACUCUUUCCACUUCCAUUGCAUCACAUCUAACGUAAAACAUGGGAACCGGAUUUGUCCCGUCUGCAGAGCAGAAUGGAAAGAAGUGCCUUUUCAGGGCCCUGCUUCUAAUGUUUCUCAAGGAAUGACUCGAAUCAACCAACCAGCUUUCCCACCAGGUGGUGACUGGACAACUGUCUUCCGCCGGCUUCCUUCCCCUCCAGCUGCGGGUGCAGGUCGUCAGAGUUCAUCUAUUUAUCAAGUUCCUGAACCUGCCAUCUUUAAUGAUGAUGAUGCUUUGGAUCAACGAACUCCAAGUACUCCUUCUAACGAACGGGGAGAUUCAUUUGAUGCGAUGGAAAUCAGAACCUAUCCUGAAAUUUCAGCUGUUCCAAAAUCAGUUUCUCGUGAUAAUUUUGCUGUAUUAAUCCAUCUCAAAGCUCCUCAUUCAGGGAGACGGCAAAUAAUG